CUGGAUGACGUCACGGGCCCCGAGCGGCUUGGCUCCCAGAGCGAACUGAGCGCGCGAGAAUGGCGGUGGUCUCCGAAGCACUGGGCCUCCUGGUCACCGAGCUGUACGACGUGCAGGCUUUCAAGUUCGGGAGCUUUGUGCUGAAGAGCGGGCUCACCUCCCCCGUCUACAUCGACCUGCGGGGCAUCGUGUCCCGCCCGCGUCUUCUCAGUCAGGUCGCAGAUAUUUUAUUCCAAACUGCAAAAAAUGCGGAGAUCAGUUUUGACAGUGUGUGUGGAGUUCCUUACACAGCGUUGCCACUAGCUACAGUUAUCUGUUCAACCAAUCACAUUCCCAUGCUCAUUAGAAGGAAGGAAACAAAGGAUUAUGGCACCAAGCGUCUUGUAGAAGGAGAGAUCAGUCCAGGGCAAACCUGUCUGAUCAUUGAGGAUGUUGUCACCAGUGGGGCCAGUGUUUUGGAAACUGUUGAAGUUCUUCAGAAGGAGGGCCUGAAGGUGACUGAUGCCAUAGUGCUGUUAGACCGCGAGCAGGGAGGCAAGGACAAAUUGCAGGCUCAGGGGAUCCGUCUCCACUCUGUGUGCACAUUGUCCAAAAUGCUGGAGAUUCUUGAGCAGCAGAAAAAAAUUGAUGCCGAGAUGGUUGGGAGAGUGAAGAGAUUCAUUCAGGAGAAUGUCUUCACAGCAGCUAAUCAUAAUGGUGUUCCUCCUCCCGUGAAGAAAGCAUGCAAAGAACUCAGCUUCGGUGCAAGAGCAGAGCUGCCCGGAAUCCACCCACUUGCCUCAAAACUUCUCAGGCUGAUGCAGAAGAAGGAGACCAAUCUGUGUCUAUCUGCUGAUGUCUCCGAGGCCAGAGAGCUGCUGCAGCUAGCAGAUACCUUGGGACCCAGCAUCUGCAUGCUCAAAACUCAUGUCGAUAUUCUGAAUGAUUUUACUCUGGAUGUGAUGGAGGAGUUGGCAGCUCUGGCAAAACGCCAUGAGUUUUUAAUAUUUGAAGACAGGAAAUUCGCUGAUAUAGGAAACACAGUAAAAAAGCAGUAUGAAGGUGGCAUUUUUAAAAUAGCUUCCUGGGCAGAUCUAGUAAACGCCCAUGUGGUGCCAGGCUCAGGAGUUGUGAAAGGCUUGCAGGAAGUGGGCCUGCCUUUGCAUCGAGCGUGCCUACUCAUUGCAGAAAUGAGCUCUGCUGGCUCUCUGGCCACUGGAAACUACACUAAAGCAGCAGUUGGAAUGGCUGAGGAACAUUGUGGAUUUGUGGUUGGUUUUAUUUCUGGCUCCCGAGUAAGCAUGAAACCAGAGUUUCUUCAUUUGACCCCAGGAGUUCAAUUAGAAACAGGAGGGGAUCACCUGGGCCAACAGUACAAUAGUCCUCAAGAAGUGAUUGGCAAACGGGGUUCUGAUGUCAUCAUUGUAGGCCGAGGAAUACUUGCAGCGGCUAACCGCCUGGAAGCAGCCGAGAUGUACAGAAAAGCUGCCUGGGAAGCUUACUUGAGUAGGCUUGCUGUUUAAUAAGACACUGAAAAUGACUGGUGACCCACAAGUAUCAUGCUCUUUAAUGUAUAAUCACUGCAUUGGUAUUUAAAGCUUGCUUUUGUUAAAAGUGGUAUUUGUUGGCAGCCACUAUCU
This is a messenger RNA of Phodopus roborovskii (desert hamster), 1619 nucleotides long. RefSeq names its product uridine monophosphate synthetase (gene Umps). Gene Ontology annotation, biological process: 'de novo' pyrimidine nucleobase biosynthetic process; 'de novo' UMP biosynthetic process. Lineage: Eukaryota; Metazoa; Chordata; Mammalia; Rodentia; Cricetidae. The coding region runs from base 60 to 1502 and encodes 480 amino acids. Gene Ontology annotation, molecular function: orotate phosphoribosyltransferase activity; orotidine-5'-phosphate decarboxylase activity. The record is from RefSeq and is a predicted model, not a curated record. The transcript has 6 exons.